AUGGAGGCUUUGGGAGGUUUUUUCGAUGGGGAAUGGGAAUCUUUCGCCGCCUUAUUCUCAUCGGAAGAGAUAAAUCAGACCCAUAUUCCGGUGGCUAAUCAUUGUUCCAGUGAGCUUCCAUCGCCCAACAAUGGUGUCAACAGCUGGUUCUAUUCAUUGGAUGCUUUUGUUCCUAAUUUGCAGAGCAAUUGUAAACAGGACAUAAGGAGUUGUAGUAGCUGCAGUACUACUGAUCAUUCUAAUGCUUCAGUUUCGAUUCCGAAUUCGAGUGAUUUUUUUAUGCCAAUUGAUGAGAGGAAUUUCGGGUCUUUGUUUUUUUCUGAUGUUUUAAUCGAGGAAAUCGAUAAUGCUCUUGCCACCGCCACCGCCGCCGCUGACGGGGAAGAUUCUAGCGCAGAGAGAUUCAUUGAGCACAAUGUACUACAAGGUAGCCACCCUCCGCCGUCGCAGCUGGUAGAUUCCACCGGUGCCGGAAACAAACCAAUUGCAUUGAAGAGGAAAGUCAAUAAUGGAGACAUUUCUGACGAUCAGAAGAAGAAAACUCGGAUUUCCUCACAUGGGCAGAGGAAGAAGAAAACAGAGAAGAGAAUAGGGGCAAGUGUAGAGGAAGAAGGGAAUACAGGUGGAGCAUCAGAAGGACAGAGCUCCAUUAGUUACAGUUCAGAUCAGGAAGAGAAUGAUUCCGAGGAGGGAAACGGCGGUGGCUCGGCCGCCACCUCCGACAGCGGCUUGAACAGGAAAAGCAGAGCAAGCAGAGGGUCGGCCACGGAUCCCCAAAGCCUCUACGCUAGAAAACGAAGGGAAAGAAUCAAUGAGCGAUUGAGAAUCUUACAGAAACUUGUUCCAAAUGGAACCAAGGUUGAUAUCAGUACCAUGCUUGAAGAAGCAGUUCAUUAUGUCAAGUUUUUGCAGCUCCAAAUCAAGUUAUUGAGCUCAGAUGAGAUGUGGAUGUUUGCUCCUUUGGCUUACAAUGGAAUGGACCUUGGCCUUCAACAGAACCUCUCUCCAUUUCUAUCACAUUGAGACACAUUUUUAUUUCCCUUUUUACCCUUGUAUUGUUUAAUUAACUCAAUAUAAUUAAGCUAUAUAUAUAUAAAUAUUUUGAUCCUAAGUUUAAUAACAUUAUAAUCAUGAGGA
Benincasa hispida (wax gourd) is the source of this 1137-nucleotide messenger RNA. RefSeq lists its product as uncharacterized. Gene Ontology annotation, biological process: regulation of transcription by RNA polymerase II. Gene Ontology annotation, cellular component: nucleus. Gene Ontology annotation, molecular function: DNA-binding transcription factor activity, RNA polymerase II-specific; RNA polymerase II cis-regulatory region sequence-specific DNA binding; protein dimerization activity. Lineage: Eukaryota; Viridiplantae; Streptophyta; Magnoliopsida; Cucurbitales; Cucurbitaceae. The record is from RefSeq and is a predicted model, not a curated record.